CUCUUCUUCGUUUGUCUCCUUUUUCUAAACCUCAUGCGUCCAAUUUACUGAAUCUACCGGAGCCUUUCGCAUUUAUUCGCCAUGUAUUCAAACAUCCUGAAGACUCCGGAGCCUGGAUUCUGCUUCGAAAACACGUCAAGAAAUACAAAGUUUGACAGCUUGGUGAAAGGGAAGAAGCCAAAGGCGACUAAAACUGGAACAACUAUUGCUGGAGUUGUGUUUAAGGAUGGAGUGGUUCUUGGUGCAGAUACUCGUGCCACAUCCAGUGAAGUGGUAGCUGACAAGAUGUGUGCCAAGAUUCACUUCCUGGCUCCUAACAUUUAUUGCUGUGGUGCAGGGACAGCAGCAGACACACAGAAAGUUACUGAACUAAUCUCCUCCAAUCUCACCAUCUUCUCAAUGAACAGUGGGCGCAACCCCCGCGUCAUCAUGGCAGUCAGCGUCCUUCAGGAUACUCUCUUUCGAUACCAUGGCCAGAUUGGAGCUAACCUGCUGCUGGGUGGGGUGGAUUGCACAGGAGGUCACCUCUAUGAUAUUGGACCUUAUGGUGAUAUGGACAAGGUGCCAUUUCUUGCUAUGGGAUCUGGAAAUCUACCAGCCAUGGGAAUCUUAGAAGACGGCUUUAAAUCAGACAUGGAUCUGGAGUCUGCCAAACAUCUGGUUCGGGAUGCCAUCUAUGCCGGUAUAAUGAAUGAUUUGGGUUCAGGUCACAACAUUGACUUGUGUGUCAUUACAAGAAAUGGUGUUGAUUACAUAAGACCGUAUCAGGAGUCAGCACUCACUGGGAAAAGGGAGGGACAUUACAAAUACAAGCCAGGAACAACAGCAAUACUGAAAGAAAAAGUUCAGCGCUUGGAAAUGGAGUUGAUCGAAGAGCGUGUUCAAAGCAUGGAAACCUCAUAAUGAUUGCUUUCUGUGCUACUUCAUUUUAAAACCAUUAACACAUCAACCUCUGCAAGUGUCCACAAAUAGGAGAGAAUAUGAAACUAGAUGCUGUCACAUGAUACCUACAAUUUCAAAUAAAUUGUGAUUCAUCCGUUUUGAA
Messenger RNA from Puntigrus tetrazona (Sumatra barb), 1045 nucleotides. RefSeq names its product proteasome 20S subunit beta 13a (gene psmb13a). Gene Ontology annotation, molecular function: threonine-type endopeptidase activity. Gene Ontology annotation, cellular component: proteasome core complex. The record is from RefSeq and is a predicted model, not a curated record. Lineage: Eukaryota; Metazoa; Chordata; Actinopteri; Cypriniformes; Cyprinidae. Bases 82 to 903 code for a protein of 273 amino acids. The transcript is spliced from 8 exons.